Molecule: messenger RNA, 1191 nt
Organism: Postia placenta MAD-698-R-SB12
Lineage: Eukaryota; Fungi; Basidiomycota; Agaricomycetes; Polyporales; Adustoporiaceae
Exons: 2
Coding region: 1-1191 (396 amino acids)
Biological process (GO): regulation of transcription by RNA polymerase II
Molecular function (GO): RNA polymerase II cis-regulatory region sequence-specific DNA binding; DNA-binding transcription factor activity
Source: RefSeq, a predicted model, not a curated record
AUGGCUCAUUCCCCGUCUGCUUCCUCUGUGCCGUCUCUCUCUCAUGGCGGUAGCUCCGAAUGCAGUCUAGGUGACGAUUCCCACACCGGUUCUGUGAAAGACAACCUGCAAUGCCUACUUGACCUGUACUCGCCUGCGCUCGGCAACAAGACACCGUCUGGUUCGGACGCUCUUGUAGGAAUAUUCGCCGAUGUAAAUCUGCGCCAACUUGCCAUCAAGUACGAUCCACCGGAACUUGGUGUUAAUCCUGCAGAUAUCAUGGGGGAGGAUACGUGCGUCAAGUCCGAGACUGAGACUGAUGGCAGUCCACAUUUGUGCUAUCCGUCAUUCUCUCCGCCGGAGCGCGAUAUGCGAAUCGAAGACGCGAAGCCUGACGAUGCAGCGUUCCCAGACGACGCUAUCAAUGUGAUUGUGUCAGUUCUGUCGGCCUCGAAGCGUGAGCAGGAUCUGCAAGAAGCGCGACUUUCGGCGCAAUCAGCCUCGUGUCCUCCUUGGCCCACGAUCCCAUACAGCGGAAAUGCGUCUGCAACCCCCGCGAUAUUCUCUCAUUUAGCUGCGCCCAUGGCGACACAACACUGGUCCUUCCCCUCACCAGCUCGCAUGGCCCCACCUGACAGGUCGUCUCUCGCCCCGAUAUUCUCUCCACAGGCAACACCGUUUGUUCCUCUGUCGCAGGCAGUAGAUCGUGUUAUCAAGCCUCAAAGCCCCAUCCUGAACGCUCAUAUGGGUGUAGAUUUGCAGCUUCUGCGGCGCCGUGCUGACGACUUCCGCCGCACCAACCCUGGCAUAGACAUUGACAAGACUUGGCUACAGGAGUAUGCUGGUCGACUCUCCGAACGCGGUGAACUGAUCGAAGAUUACCGCUGCUACGUUGUCGGAUGCACGCAAAGAAACAAGAGAAAGGAUCACAUUCUGGUGCAUAUUGGAUCUCACGUUGAACACAGGCCCUUCCAAUGUAAUCACUGCGGAAUGAGGUUCUUACGAAAGAACGAAUGCAAGCGGCACGAAUCAAGUCACGGUGGUCGCAAGCCUUUCCAGUGCUCAAUCUGUGCCCCUGUGCAGGAUAAGAGCUUCGUCCGCCAAGAUCUACUCAAGAGACACAUGCGCGUUGCUCAUGGGGUGCAAACAGAGUCUGCGGCGGAUAGACGCAAGAGAGCAAAGUUAGCCGAAGAUGGCGAAUUCUGGCCGUGA